This is a messenger RNA of Oxyura jamaicensis (ruddy duck), 3207 nucleotides long. It is a transcript of the gene WDR64, whose product is annotated as WD repeat domain 64. Gene Ontology annotation, molecular function: protein binding. The coding region runs from base 1 to 3207 and encodes 1068 amino acids. The record is from RefSeq and is a predicted model, not a curated record. The transcript is spliced from 24 exons. Lineage: Eukaryota; Metazoa; Chordata; Aves; Anseriformes; Anatidae.
AUGGCUCGCGGGCUGCCGGUGCCCGGCCGCAGCGGGGCUCAUCCCCUCCGUACUCCCCAGUUCCCUGGCAGCCCGCUAACGAGGGCAGGAGGAGGAGGAGCCCUCUCCGCCUUCCCGCCCACGGAGGGCGAGCCCUCAGGCGGCGGCGCCCUUGUCCGUCGUGAGGUGCUGCCGCCGGGUGGCCCUCAGCGGCUCUUUCUCAACCCCGCCUGUCAGAUGUCUGAAAAGGACUGUGAUAAUGAGAGUUGCUCUGCUCUUAACGUGCCAGAUUUCAACAAUGCUUUGGAGGAUUUCCAGAAACUAGUUGAAAAAACAGUAACACAGAAGACAGAGGAAAGAUUAGGCUUGUAUAUUAAAGAUGAUGAUGAGAUAGACUAUGAUAAGUUCUAUACAACCACACAGACGCUUUUUGGCCCAGAAGUUAAGGAUCAUAAUGUUAAAGCCUUUUUCAGGAAGAUUAGCAACAACCUUGACGCAAGAACAGAAUGGUGUGAGAUUUUUGGCUAUUUCAUAGGAGAAAGUAGUGCCGUGUCUUCCCAGGUUCAAGAAGAAAACAUGGUUUUCCUUGUAUCUGAAAAACAGCAGAUUACUCAUCCAGUUGUCAAGAGACGAGAUGUGAUUAAAAGCAUAGUGAAGGUGCCCCAUCUGGAUUUCACAGUAACAUCCUCUCAGAAAGGAGUGCUAACUGUUUUUAACAAACAGAUGAGGGUUCUGGCAACCACCAAUGUUGAAGAUACUGCUUGGAUCACUGGAUGUGAUUUCCUAACUCAGAUGGAAUGUGUUGUGGCUGUAACUGAAAGGACAAUCAUCGUCUGGGACUAUAAAUCAAAAGGAAGUCAGGUAAAUAAUUACUUUAUCAUCAAACCAAUGGAAAAUAGUCUGCUCUGUGUUUGCACGGUGACUAUGUCAGAUCACCUGGAUGAGGAUAAUAUCAUAAUGGGAGAUGAUAAGGGUUAUGUCCACCUGCUUAAAAUGACCAGUGAUCACUUUGGAUUGAAACAAUGUAAAGGCAAAAAGGAAUCACAGGUUCAGAUUUUGGAUUCCAAAAAUUUUAACAUUGUUAAACGCAAGCUACAUGAUGACUGGGUUGUGAAAGUUAAGUACAUUUCUGACCUAAAUUGUUUUGGAUCCUGCUCCUCAGACAGUAUUCAUUCAUUUGUUUUGGAUGACAUAAAGAGACUAGAAGAUAGCUUACCUGUAAAGGAAUUUUCUGUCCCUAGAGGGGUGAAUGCCUUCACAUAUUGUGGAAAAGCAAAAGUCAUUGUCACUGGAGGUCAUGACAAAUUCCUUCGUUUGUGGCAUCCUUGUAUUAAUAGCAGGCCUACAGGGAAGCUAUCAGGACACCGACAUAGUGUUGUGGAAAUUGUGACCGAUGAAAAAGAUCAGUAUGUUAUCAGCCUUUCUUCUGCAAAGAUUUUUCGAGUGUGGGAUAUACAGACCCUUUCAAUGCUUCAGGUCUUUCAUGAUAAUCAAGGGAUUCCUGGAGAGUUGGAGACCCUUGCCAUGGUAUUUGACAAUGAUCAUGGCACACUGAUCACAGGUUCAGCUGUCAUUGAUAUUUAUCCCCUAACUCACAUGAUACAAGAUACAAAACAGGUUCCACAAACACAUAAGAAAAGCAUCAAUGUUCUGGCUUACAACAGGGCUUUUCACCAAAUCCUCACUAUCUGCUCUCAGUCAAUACUGAAGGUCUGGGACCUAGAAACAGGGUAUCAAAUAUAUCAGAUUGAAGAUGCACAUGGGCUGAAUAUUGAAGUGACCUGUGCAGCCAUUGAAAUAAAUGGUUUUUAUCUUGCUACUGGGGCAUGUGAUGGAACAGUGAAAAUCUGGGAUUUUGGAAGUGGACAGGAAGUUAAAGCCUUGCCUUUGGCCCAGCACAGCAAAGAUGAGCAUCGUCUGCUGAAGCUAGUUUAUCUGAAGGCUAGUGAGAGUCAACAUGCAAUUCUUGUUUUAGAGCAAAGUGGGAAGAUGAAAAUCAUUCAGGGUAAUGAAAUUAAAAUAUGUCUAGAAGUUACAUGGGUGCUUCCUGAGGCAGUGUUGUUUCUACAAAGGAAUCCAGUUGAGUUUCUUAAACUGAAGCCUGACACCUUACAAAAACAUGAUUUUUUUCCGGAUAUUCAGCUGCCAUCUGACACCAGUACUCUGAGCAAUGAUACAGAGUGUUUUGUACCUUCUGUGGAAAUGAAGUGCUUUGAUGUUUUAAAAGUAGAAGGAUGCAGUUUGAUAACUACAGGAAGUGCAAACGGUGCAAUAAUUUUGUGGGAUUUUGAAUCUGCUUCUGUCAGAUCAGAAAACACACCUAGGUAUAAGAAUAUCCAGUAUAUGAAGACAAAUAUGAAGACGAAUAUACAGUUACCCAAAGGUGUAUCAGAAUAUUCACCAAUACUGGCCUCUGCUCACGAAAAUGGCUGUAUCUACCUAUGGAAUAUUCAGGGAAGCUUACUGAAAGAAAUUUUGCCAUUUUCAAGAUAUCCUCCAGUUCCUCUGACAGCAUUAUGUACAGACAUCUCUACUAAAAUGCUCCUGGCAGGCAGUAAGGGAACAGAGGGACAUAUUAUGCGCUGGAGCAUUGUGUCAUUCUUAGAAGAUCCACAAAAUAGUAAAAGACAAAUAAAGGAGGAGCUCUGCUGGAGGGCACAUUCUACUGAAGUGGUUGGCUUAUUUCAUGAAGAGGAGAAAAAUGUGGUAGUGACGGCAUCUGUUGAUGGUUCAGUCAGACUCUGGCAUGCCACGAAUGGAUGCUAUCUUGGUUACUUCGGACAGCCCAGGAAGUUUGAAUUAUCAGAUAUCAGUCGGUCGAUUUUGCCUUGUGAUGUUAAUAGCUUUCCUAUUAUAAUUAAAGAGGAAAGCAAGCAUAUGGAAAAUAAAAAGAAAUUUAAAUAUCCUCUAAUGCUGGACAGGGACAGCUGGAAAUCAUUGACCAGAUCACCUUCAAUUUUAAGAAAGUCCAGGGAUAUCGACAUAAUUCAAGACUUGAAGUUUUUCAAAGCUUUGGCUUCUCCAAAGAUCCACAGACAACCUUUGGAAAUUUUUGAGUCAGGAAACAGAGAAGCUGGUGCAGUAUUUGGGUCUCUUCCCAUAUAUGAGGUAAGCACAAGUGUUUUCUUUUCCACCUUUUGCACAUUAAUGCAGCAGAAGCCAUUAGCACUAGUAAAUGGUUAUAAUCACAUACUUGGACAUUUUAUUUUUAAAUGCUUCUCAAUUUAA